AACGAUAUCGAAACGAUAUCGAAACUAUAUCAAAACGAUAUUAAAACGAUAUCGAAACGAUAUCGUGGUUUCCCCGAGCCUCGUUUUCAUUGUGAUCGUUUUGGUGCCGCAGCGUUCCUGCAGUUCCGGUGCCCCGAGGAGCCCACGCUGCUGGGCCAGCCACCGGCCGAGACGCGCCUGCUGCGGUCCAACACCGACUGCCAGCACUACUUCGCGUGCGUGGCCGGCCGGCCGCGGCGCUACAACUGCGGCGAGGGCAGGGCCUUCAGCGAGCUGCUGCGCGGCUGCGACGCCGCCGAGAACGUCACCGGCUGUGCUCCAGCAGAGCUGUCCAGGAGAGAUGAGCGUCUGAGGCCUACAAGAUUGUUUUGAAGAGAAAGAAGAAACGUCGAAGUAGAGAAAUAUUUCCCACGGUCCUGCCAAUUGGCACUUCCCUGACAAACCUGUGAUCUCCCUCCACAUCUCUGGCGUGGAAAUUUCGUUGACGAUGAUAACUAAGUGCCAUUUAAUAAAUUACAAAGAACAUUUAAA
Frankliniella occidentalis (western flower thrips) is the source of this 531-nucleotide messenger RNA. RefSeq names its product protein obstructor-E-like. The record is from RefSeq and is a predicted model, not a curated record. Gene Ontology annotation, cellular component: extracellular region. Gene Ontology annotation, molecular function: chitin binding. The annotation marks the transcript as partial. The transcript is spliced from 2 exons. Lineage: Eukaryota; Metazoa; Arthropoda; Insecta; Thysanoptera; Thripidae.